AUGGCAGCCUACAUAGUGAUACCGGUGAUUGUUUUAACGAUGAUGGCUAUUUGGUUUAUGGUGUACAUGUACGACAAACGAUUAAAAACCACUACGAGUUCUUCAUCGCCACCGGCCACGGCAUCACCCAACGUACGACAGGAAGGCAUAGUGUAUACCAUUUCCAACACUCCCAACGGUGGAACUGGCAACGGUACUGUUCGCCCAAGUUCGGAUUUGAACAGUGCCACCCACAUUCGAAUCGAACCGGAUGGACGGGAUGGCGUUGCUCCGCCACAGUAUGGUUACACAAGCCAGAGUUUAAUUGUCGUUACGACUAUUCCUAGGGAUUUACCACCUUCCUACGAUCAGGCGAUAAGGACAACAGAUGAAAUGCACAGCAGAGGAACGCCAUCGUGA
Messenger RNA from Anopheles marshallii, 399 nucleotides. RefSeq lists its product as uncharacterized. The transcript is spliced from 4 exons. The record is from RefSeq and is a predicted model, not a curated record. Bases 1 to 399 code for a protein of 132 amino acids. Lineage: Eukaryota; Metazoa; Arthropoda; Insecta; Diptera; Culicidae.